Molecule: messenger RNA, 318 nt
Organism: Rangifer tarandus platyrhynchus (Svalbard reindeer)
Lineage: Eukaryota; Metazoa; Chordata; Mammalia; Artiodactyla; Cervidae
Source: the annotation of a GenBank genome assembly
AUGCAGCCCUGUCUUCCUCUGCAGGACACGCUGGUGGCCGCCCCCAGCGAGCUGCUCGGGGGCUGCAGGGUGGGCUCGCCCCCCCGGGAAAGCACGGGGGCUGCCUCCCCUCUGUGUGCACACCCAGCCCUGCAGAGCUCGCCCUCGGGUCCGCGGGGCAGCUGGAUCAGGUCCCUGGUCCUGUGUGUGUGUGUGGCACCCCAGCCCCCGGGGCAUGAGGCCACGGGCCACCAGCCCUCCCGCUCGGAGCCCGUAAAUCGCUCCUGCAGGGCCCCCGCCCAGACUCAGCACCAGCGUGUAGCUAAAUGGUACUAUUAG